CUCACUCCCACGGUAUUUUGACGUGUGUGUAUAUAUACAUAUAUUACUGGGAGAAUUAAACUUCAUGUGUCUGAUGACUUGAGUCCAUAUAAUAAUCCUCAGCAAGUCUCGAGAUAAACCCGUGGAUAUUAACCCGUGGAAAAAUACAGCAGAAGUGAAUUUAGGAGAUUCUCCUGUCGCCUUUUGAAGGAUAAACACUGAAUCAAGAAUUGGCGCUGGAUGGAUUUUUAUUUUCUUCUGCACUCUUCUGGUUUUCUAAUGUCAGGUGUCUCACAGCCAAAUUACGCGCUGUGAAACAUCCUCCGUGUGCCAUUUUUCUGGAUUUUACUGUGACACCUGUGACUUCGUAAGUGUGGGCUUUUUUUUCUUCAGUCUGAAAGCAGUGAGGUGUUUCUCCUGGACUGAUGGCGUCUUCUGCACCUUCUUCCUCGGCUGGUGAUUUGGACCCAAACACGGCUAAUUUACGACAACCUGCCACAACCUGCGACGCGUGGUACGGGGUUGCGCACGGAUGCACGAGGAAACUUGGCAUGAAGAUAUGUGGUUUCCUGCAGAAGAACAACAGUCUGGAUGAGAAGAGUCGUAUGGUGGGCGCCUUCAAGGAGAGCGCGAAGAACCAGCUGACGUGUGACAACAGCGAGCGCUUCACACGCGCAGAGACAGACUUCUCCAACCUGUUCGCUCGAGAUCUACUGCCUGCAAAGAAUGGAGAGGAACAAACAAUCCAGUUUCUUCUUGAGGUGGUGGAGAUCCUCACCAAUUAUGUUCGCAAGACCUUCGACAGAUCUACCAAAGUGCUGGACUUCCAUCACCCUCACCAGCUUCUGGAGGGGAUGGAGGGCUUCAACCUGGAACUGUCAGAUCAACCAGAGUCCCUGGAGCAGAUCCUGGUGGACUGCAGAGACACGCUCAAGUAUGGAGUGAGAACAGGUCAUCCUAGAUUUUUUAAUCAGCUUUCAUCCGGACUGGACAUCAUUGGUCUCGCUGGAGAAUGGCUCACCUCUACUGCCAACACUAACAUGUUCACCUACGAGAUUGCGCCCGUGUUUGUUCUGAUGGAGCAGCUGACCCUAAAGAAGAUGAGAGAGAUCAUUGGCUGGCCUAACGGUGAUGGCGAUGGACUCUUCUCACCAGGUGGUGCCAUAUCAAACAUGUACAGUGUGAUGGUUGCGCGGUAUAAGUAUUUCCCAGAAGUCAAAACCAAAGGCAUGUCUGCAGCACCACGACUCGUGCUUUUCACAUCUGAACAUAGUCAUUAUUCAAUCAAAAAGGCAGGAGCUGUACUGGGAUUUGGCAAAGAAAAUGUCAUUCUCCUAAAGACAGAUGAGAGGGGGCGUGUCAUACCUGCUGACUUAGAGGCCAAGAUCAUUGAUGCCAAACAGAAGGGUUAUGUGCCACUGUUUGUGAAUGCAACGGCUGGUACCACAGUAUAUGGAGCAUUCGAUCCCAUCAAUGACAUUGCCGACAUCUGCGAGAAGUACAACCUGUGGUUGCAUGUGGAUGGUGCAUGGGGCGGAGGACUGUUGAUGUCCAGGAAGCACCGUCACAAGCUAAGCGGCAUUGAGAGGGCGAACUCUGUCACAUGGAACCCUCAUAAGAUGAUGGGUGUACCAUUGCAAUGUUCAGCCAUCCUGGUUAGAGAGAAGGGCAUUCUGCAGGGCUGCAACUCCAUGUGUGCUGGAUACCUCUUCCAACCAGACAAACAGUAUGAUGUGACCUAUGACACCGGCGACAAGGCCAUCCAGUGUGGCAGACAUGUAGACAUCUUCAAAUUCUGGCUCAUGUGGAAGGCCAAGGGCACAACUGGGUUUGAGCAGCACAUUGACAGAUGCCUGGAGCUUUCUGAAUAUCUCUACAAUAAAAUCAAGAACCGUGAGGGAUAUGAAAUGGUCUUUGAGGGCCAGCCCCAGCACACAAAUGUUUGCUUCUGGUAUAUUCCACCAAGCUUGCGUGGCAUGCCACAUGGAGACGAACGAAGGGAGAAGCUGCACAGGGUGGCGCCAAAGAUCAAAGCAAUGAUGAUGGAGUGCGGUACAACCAUGGUAGGAUACCAACCACAGGGAGACAAAGUCAACUUCUUCCGAAUGGUCGUCUCCAAUCAUGCCGUCACCAAGUCAGACAUCGACUUCCUCAUAGACGAGAUCGAGAGGCUGGGUAAUGACCUGUAAAAGCAGAGAACUGCUGCUCUGUGUCUAUAAUAGUGGCUCAGGCAUCUCCUUCAUCCACUCGACAGGACAGUCGUGCGGUCUACACAUUUAAUGGCUAUGUUUCGACGUCGUGUUGUGGUCCAAUAUGUUCUGUCCUUAUUCUCAAUGUAUUUAGAUCUUUAACUUACAGAUUACAUAGCCUAUAUAGUAUGGAGGCUUGUUUCCGCCUCGGAAUACAAAAAUAAAAAAGGCAAUUGUGACUUUUUAUCUCGCAAUUCUGACUUUUUUCUCAAAUAUAAAAAUCUGGAAUUGCGUGAAAUAAAGUCCGAAGUGUAAGAUAUAAACUCACAAUUGGUGAGAAAAACGUCAUAAUUGGAUUGGAAACAAUUACCUUUUGUAACUGCAAGUUUAUAUCAUAAUUCUUUUUCCGCAAAAGUUUUUCUGCAGAAUUUUGAGAUAUAAAUUAGGAAAAAUGUCAGAAUUGUGAGAUAUAAACUCGCAAUUACAAAUAAAACAUUUAAUUGGAUGAAAAAAAGUCAGAAUUGUAUGAUAUAAUCUUUAUAAACCAUUACAAAUAAAACUUACAAUUGCAAAAGAAAAAGUUAGAAUUAAGAUAUAAACUCCAAAUUACAAAGAAAAAACUUGUCAUAAGGAGAAAAAUGUCAGAAUUGUAAGAUAUAAACUCGCAAUUACAAAUAAAACUCACAGUUGCGAGAAAAAAGUCAGAAUUGUGAGAUAUAAACUCGCAAUUACAAAUAAAACUUGCAAUUGUGAGAAAAACAUCUGAAUUUUGAUAUAAACUCGCAAUUACAAAUAAAACUCGCAGUUGCGAGAAAAAAAGUUGUUAUUUUCAAUCUGAUCUCACAGCAAUUCAAAUGUAUUUUACGAGGUGGCUAAUUCGUACGAAUUUGUAAAUUUUUUGCUAAAUCGCACAUAUUUUACAAGUUGUAAAAUUCGUAUGUAUUCGUAUGAAUGACUUACCCCUAACCCCGCCCCUAAACCUACCCAUCACUGGGGUUUAGACAAAUCGUAUGAAUUUGUACGAGUGACUUCGUACAAAUUCGUACGAAUUAGCCACCUCUUAAAAUACGUACGAAUUGGUCGCGAGAUAGCGUUGGAAUUGUGAGAUAUAAACUCGCAGUUACAAAUAAAACUUACAAUCGCGAGACAAAAAGGUCAGAAUUGUGAGAUUUAAACUUGCAAUUACAAAUUAAACUUGUCAUAAGGAGAAAAAAUGUCAGAAUUGUAAGAUAUAAACACGCAAUUGCGAGAAAAAACAUAAUUAUGAGAAAAAAAGUUGCAAUUACUUUUGUAAUUGCGAGUUUAUAUCACAAUUCUAAAUUUUAUUUCUCACAAUUCUGAUUUUAUAUCUCUCAAUUCUGACUUUUUUCACAGAAUUUUGAAAUAUAAACUCAGAAUUGGGGGAAAAAGGUCAGAAUUGUAAGAUAUAAACUCGCAAUUGUGAGAAAAAAAGUCAGAAUUGUGAGAUAUAAAAAUUUGGAAUUGCAAAAAAUAAAGUCUGAACUGUGAGAUAUAAACUCGCAAUUACAAAUAAAACUUGUAAUUGAGAGAAAAUGUGAGAUGUAAACUCACAAUUGCAACAAAUAAAGUCAGAAUUGCAAGACAUGAACUCACAAUUACCUUUUUCGCAAUUACUAGUAGUUUUUUAUUCCGUGGCAGAAACAAGCUUCCAUAGUAUAGCUACACGGUCACCUUACAGCACACUUUAAGUCCAUUGGGAUCAUGUGUAACAGCUGGUGCUUCGGUUUGUAAAUACAAGAUAAAGACAAGCAAAGGCGCAGCACCCUUUUAAUGAAGCUCGAAGCCCUUUCUGUGUAGUAGUGGGGUCUGUGUGUAAACCAGUGGUUGAUCUGUAUUUUAGUGUUGUGUUUCUAGAACUUACCUUGUAGCAGGUCAUUUAAAGUGUUUAAUCAACACCUUUGUGAGGUGAAACAUAGGUAUUCAAUUUUCAGUUUGAAAUAUUCUACUGAUAUAAAAAUAUAUAAACAAAGACCUUUAUUUAUAUCGUGAGCCGAGCAGUGUUCAAAGGUUCAGUAUUUCUCCCAUUUGUAAUGGUUCUUCAUUUGUAUUUUAAGACAAGAUAUAUAAUCAAAUAAGUUUAGGCUAAUGUUUAAUGGUCCAGUAGUGUACUUGUGAGCCAAAGACAGAAUUAGUGCCAUACAUUUUACAAUAUACUCGAUAUUCUUUGAAAUAAGCAAGCAUAUAAAUUAUAACAUGAAUCUAUAUACAUUUAUAUAAAUAUGAAUAUAUUGUAUAUGUUUAUUGUUGUUCAGGCCCUUAACUCUGUGCAAUCAGUGUGUUAGUGUUAUUGUGUGUAUCUUUUGACUGAAUGUUACAAGCAAUCCUAUCAAUUAUCUGAAGGUUAGUUACCAGAUGUAUAAUGCUGAUUAUUGAUAUUCAACUCAGGCAAUUAUAGCAUCAUAUAUAAACAACAAAAGAAAACAAUAAAGCAAAAAGCACAAACUUAGAAGGGAGGUCGGAAAUGAUGUCCUCAGGAUGCUGGAAGAUUGUGUUAAUAUAAAUAUUUAUUAAAGGUUUAUUGAUAUUUCACUGCUGUAUUUAGAUUCAGCUGUUGUCUUUGGAACAUGUGAAAGAUGAUUUUAUGUAAUGUUCUCUAUUUGUUCAAAGUGUUUUUGACAAAUGCACAAUAAUCUUUUUCCUCUAUUACUGUAAAUUGUUGACUGUAAAUGUUGAAUGUGAGGAGGGCGAUUUGGUCUCCUCAGUAAGGCUGGCACUUUAAAAUGCAAUCACACUAUAUGUAAACUGCUAUUAACACAAUAAACGCGAUUAAACUA
This is a messenger RNA of Ctenopharyngodon idella (grass carp), 4963 nucleotides long. RefSeq names its product glutamate decarboxylase 1b (gene gad1b). Gene Ontology annotation, biological process: GABA biosynthetic process. The record is from RefSeq and is a predicted model, not a curated record. NCBI's taxonomy places the organism in Eukaryota, Metazoa, Chordata, Actinopteri, Cypriniformes, Xenocyprididae. The coding region runs from base 405 to 2168 and encodes 587 amino acids. The transcript has 17 exons. Gene Ontology annotation, molecular function: glutamate decarboxylase activity; pyridoxal phosphate binding. Gene Ontology annotation, cellular component: presynaptic active zone; cytoplasm.